GAACAUUUCCCAAAAAAAAAAAAAACCUUAAUUAAUUCGUUCUCUCGUUGAUUUCAAAUAAAAAACACAUAGCUAGCUACUUCUCCUUCCAUUCCAUUUAAGCAUUUUCCACUUGGAUCCAUCAAUGGCAUCCACUGGCCCCACUGAAACAACCCUAGAACAAGCAAAGAUGAUGAACCUCCCAAAUGAGCAGCAAUUAUUAAGUGAUGAUAAUAAUGUUAUGUAUGGUCGAGUUCGGCUGGCAACCGAAGCCGACGUUCCUUUCGUUAACAAACUCAUCCAUAAGAUGGCUGAGUACUACGAUCUCGUUAGCGAAUGUGAAGCUAAUGAAACUUCUCUCCAUACCGCCCUCUUCAAUUCCUCUUCAAAAGAAAACCCAUUUGGUUGUACUGUCAGUGUGUUCCUCCUUGAAGUUUCCCCUACUACUCUCCCUCCCAUCAAUCAAAAUUACCUUAAUAAUAAGGAGAUUAACCCUGAUCCAAUUUACAAGACCAUCAACCUUAAUCACCUCAUCAAUGACCCCGAGGAGUCCCUUUUUUGUACUGAAAAGGGGACAAUUAUAGCGGGCUUUGUCAUCUUCUUCCCAAGCUACUCCACUUUUCUUACCAAACCUGGUAUUCAUAUGGAGGACCUUUUCAUAAGGAAGGGUUAUCGAAGUAUGGGUUUCGGAAAGAUGCUUAUGAAGUCUGUGGCUAAUCUAACGGUUAAGUUAGGGUAUGCAAGAAUCGAGUGGACAGUCGUUACUUGGAAUGUGGAUUCUCAUAAGUUUUAUGAGAAAACAGGAGCUCGUAUUUUGCAAGAUUGGCGUAUUUUUCGACUUGAUGGCGACUCCUUACUAUCUUAUAGUCAGCUUAUUGAUCAAAUUCCUAAUGCUGUUGAGGAAUUGCCCAACAAAAUUAAUUAAUGCUAUUUCAUCCAGGCCGAUGAUCGUUCGAUCGACUGUUUUCAAUUUCUUUGCAGUUUGCAUGCAUGUCGUUGUGUUAUAAUAAUAUUAUGAAUAAGGUGCGAUCUAACCUUUGAAUUUAAUUCAAGGAAAUUAUCGCGCGUCGUUGCUAGUUCCAUUCGUGUGUUUUUAAAUCCUUUUUAUUCAUGUUUUAAGCAAGCUAGGUAUACUAGCAUUUUAUGCAUGUACGUUAUAAUUUAAUUACGUUGAAGAAGUUGCUUUUUGCAUGCAUGCAAACUUUUAUUUUGUGUCA
This is a messenger RNA of Spinacia oleracea (spinach), 1196 nucleotides long. Its product is annotated as GCN5-related N-acetyltransferase 8. The transcript has a single exon. The record is from RefSeq and is a predicted model, not a curated record. The coding region runs from base 125 to 904 and encodes 259 amino acids. Lineage: Eukaryota; Viridiplantae; Streptophyta; Magnoliopsida; Caryophyllales; Amaranthaceae. Gene Ontology annotation, molecular function: N-acetyltransferase activity.